CUACGAUCAUCAUCCAUCUUUUUAUUUCAUCAUCAUGGAUCGCAAAAUCUUUUCGUAUUGGUUUACUACUCACCUAGCAAUCUUAACCAUUCUCUUCAACGAUUCCGUUUCCUCGUUUCCUUCAGGAUAUAAUAAUGGUUAUAAUAAUGGUCACGGUUCUCAGGGAUACGGACUAAUUAGCAAUCUCGACUAUCGAUUCUAUGACCGGUCGUGUCCUCGUCUACAGAUGAUUGUUAAGUCCGGAGUUUGGAGAGCUUUUAAAGAUGAUUCUAGAAUCGCUGCGUCUCUUCUCCGUCUCCAUUUCCACGAUUGUUUUGUCAAUGGUUGUGAUGGCUCAAUUCUUCUGGAGGAUUCAGAGGAUUUCAAAGGAGAGAAGAACGCUAGGCCAAACCGAAACUCAGUUCGUGGUUUCGAAGUCAUUGAAGACAUUAAAUCUGAUAUUGAAAGCUCUUGUCCCUUAACUGUUUCAUGCGCCGACAUAGUUGCUCUUGCAGCUAGAGAAGCCGUCGUCCUCACCGGAGGGCCGUUUUGGCCGGUGCCGUUGGGGAGAAGAGACUCGUUGACGGCGAGUGAGCAAGCGGCGAAUACAAAUCUGCCGUCACCGUUUGAGCCGUUGGAGAAUAUAACGGCCAAGUUCGUGUCCCUUGGACUCGACCUCAAAGAUGUUGUUGUCCUCUCAGGAGCACAUACUAUAGGAUUUGCACAAUGUUUCGUGUUCAAGCACAGGCUCUUCAACUUCAAGGGCUCAGGCCAGCCUGAUCCGAACCUAGCCGCCUCCUCGGCUCUUCUCUCUAAGCUAAAGGACACGUGUCCUAACGUGGACUCAUCUAACUCUAAACUUGCUGCUCUCGACGCAGCUACUGCCGUCAAGUUCGACAAUGCAUACUACGUGAACCUAAUGAACAACGUUGGACUGCUCGAUUCCGACCAAACCCUAAUGACGGAUUCUACGGCUGCUGCAAUGGUGAAAUCGUACAGCGAGAAUCCGUACUUGUUCUCGAGGGAUUUUGCGGUUUCAAUGGUCAAAAUGGGGAAGAUCGGAGUUAUGACCGGAACUGAUGGAGUGAUUAGAGCAAAAUGUGGAUUUCCAGGUUAAGUUAAAUGGGUACUCCUUUGAACGCCAACAUAUCUAGAACUAAUCUAGCUUUUAAAAUGAAUAAAUAUAGACCAAAGUCCAUGAAUAAAAAAUGUUCAUAUAUAAAUAUAUAUGGUGUAAAAUCAGCUUUAUCUGUCUAUUAUGGAUCACAGAGACAAAAAAAAAAAAAAAAUACACUUGGAGUUGUAUUGUGUGUAAUGGAAUAUGUAUUUGUCUUAGUAUGUGUUAUAUCCCAAA
Thlaspi arvense is the source of this 1333-nucleotide messenger RNA. The record is from the annotation of a GenBank genome assembly. NCBI's taxonomy places the organism in Eukaryota, Viridiplantae, Streptophyta, Magnoliopsida, Brassicales, Brassicaceae.